This is a messenger RNA of Notechis scutatus (mainland tiger snake), 2240 nucleotides long. Lineage: Eukaryota; Metazoa; Chordata; Lepidosauria; Squamata; Elapidae. The record is from RefSeq and is a predicted model, not a curated record.
GCUUCGCGAGGCCAAAGGUGAACGGUGUCAACAUGGCGUCUUCAAUGGAGCUGAGUUGCUGGGGCGGCGACUGGGGGUUGCCCUCGGUGCACGCCGAGUGCCUCGUUGUCAUGACUUAUGCCAGGUUUUCAGGUGCACCGUUGAAAAUCAAUGUAAUAGAUAAUACAUGGAAAGCACCAAGAGGGAGUAUACCAUUGUUAAUAUCAGAUGAUAUUGUUAUUUCUCAGCCAGCAAAAAUAUUAAACUUUUUAAGAAAACAGAAAUAUAAUGCUGAUUAUGACUUGUCUUCAAAGGAUGGAGCUGAUACACUGGCAUAUAUUGCACUGCUUGAAGAAAAACUACAUCCUGCUAUGCUGUAUACUUUUUGGAUUGAAGCUGAUAAUUACUAUAAUUUGACAAAACCAUGGUUUGCUUCAAGGAUUCCAUUUCCACUGAGUUGGUACCUACCUAGAAAGAUGUCCAGGGAUGCUCUUAAUAGGAUCUUGCUGACAAAGGGAGGGCCUCCACUCUAUAGCAUCACUGAAAUAGAAGUUCAGAUCUACAGGGAUGCAAAAGAGUGUCUUAAUCUUCUGUCAAAUAGACUAGGCUCAUCUCCAUUUUUCUUCGGAAAUAAACCUACAACUCUUGAUGCCUUCGUGUUUGGUUUUCUUGCACCUCUUUAUAAAGCACCAUUCCUUAAAGUUCAGUUACAAGAACAUCUGAAGCAGCUUCCUAACUUAUGUCACUUCUGUGAUGAUAUUCUGAGUUGCUACUUUAGACGAAACUUCUCAGGGACCUCUUCAGAGGGACAAGAUACAGUUGAUGCGAAUCUCCAGAAACUUACACAGCUUGUGAACAAGGAAUCUAAUUUGAUUGAAAAGAUGGAUGAUAAUCUUCGCAAGAGCCCUCAGCAUCCUCCUCGUAAGCUGACAACUGUCAAACUUUCUACAGCCGAGGAAGGAAAUAAUUCACUGAAUCAAUUGUCACCCUUAUAGUUUUUUAAUUUCAUAUUUAUACAUGUGUUCUGAGAAACUGUUCAUCUGUAAUCAAAUUUUGCACUAAACUUUUUGUCUUUAUGAGUCUAUGGCAAACAAUAACUUGACAUGAGUGCAGGUCCAUUCAUUUAACUGAUUUAAAAUACACCUAAGUUAACAUAAGAAAGAUCACUAGGUUAUUGUAAAAUAUGCUGUUUAAUGUCACCUUUAAUGCUGCAUAAAGCUUGCCUUUUCAGGUCAAUAUGUCUUGACCAAAAGGUAGGAUUUCAUUUUUGGGGAAUUCACUAGAUUAAGUUUUCAGUUUUGACUGCAAUCAUGUUGAACCUCAGCUUGUAUAUCAGAAUAGGUACUCGAUCCCCACUUUUAGCAUUGUUGUAGUUUUCUACAAUAGCUAAAAAAUUGAAAUUAAAAUAUCAGCCUGUUAACACAGAACAGUGAAUAGUGAAUGGUAUUUGCCAUUUUGGAACAUUUUGUGCAAGCAAUGGUGAAUAUAUGAAAUGUAUGCUAUUUUUAAAAGAAUAUAGUUUUUUUAAAAAAACUAGUCUUACUGCCACUGUCAUCUUGUUUCAUAUUUAAAUAUUUAUUCAAAUCUAGUUUUGCAAAGAACAGGCCUGGACAAGCCUGUUUAGCUGCCUGAAAGCAUAAUGCAUACAAAUUAUAGCUACUGAGUCCUUUUCCCCCCUACUUUAUUCUCUCUUACUCAUUGAUACCUUUUUCAUGUUUCUCCAGCAAUUUCAAGUUCUCUGGAAUAGGGAAAAACAAGAUGAAGUGAAGAGAAUGUCCUUCAAACUCCAUUUCUGAUUUCAACCAUAGCAAUUGGCAUUACUUCUAUUUAACCUGUUUCGUGCUAGAGGUGUUUCAUUUGUUGUCUGAAUCUGCAGAUGCCUGUGCAAAAAAUACCUGUGAAAGGAAGUGUUAACUUUUUUUCUUGACAAGCGUUUUCAAACAAGACCAAGUUCUCUUGUGCUACAACAGCUGGAGAAAAUAAAGUAUUUAUGUCUUGGCUUCAUUCAAGUGGAAACAAAGAUGGAUGGCAGGAAACAUUAGCUAGUCAGCUGAUACUGCACAUACAGUACUGAAAACUGUAUCCGGGCCUCUUUUUACACAACACGUGUAUGCUGAGCUUAGAGAAUGGGAGCCUUGACAAGCCAACUUUUCAGCAUUAGUUCCCAAAAUGACUAAUAUCAAAUUCUUGCAUAAAGAAGCUUUUUGGAUACUGAUAUUUUGAUCAGUUUUUAUUUGCUGGCUCUUGUUCUUCUUUCAUUC